CUAAGAAACAAAUUAGUAUCUAAUAUUUUUAUAACUAAUACAUUAGUAAUUUAUGUAAAAAAAGUUAAAAACUUACUUGUUUCCAAGUAUUUCAGAUUGGUAAAUAGAAUCAACGAUAGCAGCAUCAUAAGAUGAUGUACGAUUCUUCUGAUCUUACUUUCAAGGAUUUUUCCGACAAUUUAGAUCUUGGUCAUAGAUUGGAUGCUGACGAUAUUAUAUUUAACCACGAUCCACAAGAUUCUUCAACAACAAAUGGUCAAGAUCUAUUAACAGCAAAUCUCGAUGGAACUCUAUCUACUGUAGGACAAAACUUUAAUUUAAAUACGCGAAGACCUAGUUAUUGCUUAAAUCUAGCAAGUAACUUGGGUAUAACUGAUGUGGAUACAAUAUUCUAUGACGAUUUAGACGGGGUUAACACAGUUCAAACCGAAAAUAUAUGUUUUAACGAUUCACCUACAUUGCUAGAUGAAAAUACUGUUAACGAAUUUCUUUUACCGAUAAACGAGUCAGCUAAUGCUAAGGAUUAUACGAACAAUGGUCCAGAUCUUUUAGCAUUAUACUCUUGUGUUAUAUGUCACGAUAUAUUCACAACUGAAGCAGAUCUUCUAGAUCAUACAAUAUUUUUCCAUGCCUCAGACCGUCCAAGAGAUAAUUCUAAAGUGACUUCAAAUAAUGAAGAACUUCCUACAGAAAACGUAUCAGAGCUUUCAAAUGGCACAAGUUUCGAAGCUGACUGGCUCGUUUGCUGUUUGUGUGAACGCGUAUUAUCAACAGCUCUGGAAUGUCCUCCGAAUGAACAGCUAUGCUGCCUGAGUAAUGAUGGCAAGAACUGCGUGUUACCUCGUAAACUUAGCACUAUGUUUGUUUGUGACAUGUGCAGCUAUCUGUAUGCUGAUGCUGAAGCUUUGGAUCGUCAUAAGAUUUCGUGUUUGGUUCAAGAUGAUAAAAUUACACUUAACGAUUUCGGAGCAGUAAGCGCGCAAGAUACUGAAUCAUUCGAAUUAUGGUGUAACUUAUGUAGUACGCAGUUCGCGACCAAAGAAGAUUUAUUUAAACACAAUGAGAGUCACCGCUCUAGUAAGAGUCGACGAGGAUACACUCCAUCCAGUAAUAAAAUGUGGAAUUGUGGAUCUUGUAACCAAUUAUUUGCUACCGCAAGAGAGCUGUACCGACAUAAGCGUGGUGAAGAUCGACCGCCGGGAAGUCCUCUGUUGGCGUACGUCUGCGAAGAGUGCGAUAAGGUCCUUGGAAGUAUGUGCGCCUUGCACACUCACAAGAAGAUGCACAAAGUGUCAAAGCCCGGGUACCCGUGCAAGGUGUGUGGCAGGCGCUUCAAUCAAUCCGGACACCUGGCCAUCCAUAUGAGGAUGCAUACUGGAGAGAGGCCGUACCUCUGCGACCUGUGUCCGAAGGCUUUUAAAGUUAAGGUGGAGCGAGACGACCAUCGGAGGACCCACACGGGAGAGCGCCCCUUCGCGUGUCCGGUCUGCCCGAAGACAUUCACCGCCGCCGCACGCUUGCGUGAACACUCACGCGUACAUACCGAUCAAAGGCCUUACCGGUGCGACAUUUGCGGCGCGGCGUUCCGGAGGCCGUACGCUCGCACCGUCCACACCCUCAUCCACACAGGACAGAAGCCUCACGAGUGCAACGUCUGCGGAACGGCUUUCAGACGGUCUGGUGAUAUGUGGAAACAUAAACGAACUCUGCAUGGACUGCAGCCUGAUAUGGAUCCUAAAUAAUAAUAGUUAAAGUUUAUUUUCCAAUAUUUUAUCUCGAUUGUAGUUUUAUUCAUAUUUUAUUAAUUCUUAAUAUGUUUCAUGAUAUUUAAGUAGGUACUAAUAAAUUUUAAAAUGAAAGGCAUUAUUCUUCAACAGUAAAUAUUUAUUAUAAAAAUUGCUCUUAUAGUCACAUUUCCGUCACUAUAAU
This is a messenger RNA of Leptidea sinapis, 1929 nucleotides long. Its product is annotated as zinc finger protein 664-like. NCBI's taxonomy places the organism in Eukaryota, Metazoa, Arthropoda, Insecta, Lepidoptera, Pieridae. The transcript has 11 exons. The record is from RefSeq and is a predicted model, not a curated record. Gene Ontology annotation, molecular function: RNA polymerase II cis-regulatory region sequence-specific DNA binding; DNA-binding transcription factor activity, RNA polymerase II-specific. The coding region runs from base 132 to 1742 and encodes 536 amino acids. Gene Ontology annotation, biological process: regulation of transcription by RNA polymerase II.